UCAGCCAUGUCUUCCGGGACGCGGUGGCUUCAGGUGUCGCUGCUCCUCUGCUGCCUGCACACCUGUCUGACGCAGGAAGAGCGAGGCUUCACUGGCCCAGAGACUACUGAUGGCGUGCUGGCCCUCAAGCAGGCCAAGAAGGUCCUGACCAGUGGUCUCACAACAGUUUUCUUCCCAAUCGUCUACAUCAUUGUGUUUGUCGUGGGACUGCCCUCCAACGCUCUGGCCGUCUGGGUGUUCCUCUUCAGGACCAAGAAGAAGCACCCGUCGUCCAUCUACAUGGCGAACCUGGCCCUGGCUGACCUGCUCUUCGUCAUCUGGAUCCCCUUGAAAAUCGCCUACCACUUCAAUGGGAACAAUUGGAUCUACGGGGAUGGGCUGUGCAAAGUGCUGGUGGCCUUUUUCUACGGCAACAUGUACUGCUCCAUCUCCUUCAUUGCCUGUAUCAGUGUCCAGCGGUACUGGGCUGUGGUGGACCCCUUGUCCCAGCGGCAGAGGAGCAAUGGCCUCGCUGUGACCGUCUCUGCAGUGAUCUGGCUGGUGGUCUGGCUCCUCACCAUCCCCCUCUACCUGUACGACCAAGAAGUCCGUGUACCGAAUCUCAGCAUCCGGACCUGUCACGACGUCACCAGGCCCAGCCAGAGGAAAAUUGCUGCAGGUUACUUCCUGACCAUGGGGACGGUGGGGUUCGUCGUCCCCACGGUGGUGUGCAUCAUCUCCUACGUCCUCACGCUCAAAGCUCUCAGAAACAGCAUGGAGGACCCCAACAUCUCCAAGAAGCGGCGGAAGGCCGUGGUCCUGAUCGUCACGGUGCUGGUGAUGUUCUUGGUGUGCUUCACUCCCAGCAACAUCAUGCUGCUGGUGCACUACAUCCUCCUGCUCAGCGAGCGUCCCAACAACCUGUACGGCUUCUACAUCACCACGCUGUGCCUGGCCAGCCUCAACAGCUGCCUGGACCCCUUCGUCUACUACUUCAUCUCCGAAGACUUCAGGGAUCACGUGAAGAACACGUUUCUGUGCCGCAGCGAGAGGACGGUGGAGAGGAUGAGGGUUUCCUUCAGCGCUCUGAAAUACUCCAAAAAGAGCAACAGCUAUACAUCAAAGUCUGAGAACACACAGAGCACCGAGUGCUAGAGGGUUUUACCCUUUUUAAGAUUGUUUUUGAACCUCAGGUAUGAAAGGAAGUGAAUACUCAGGUUUGUUUUUGACUUCCUGGAAGUUUUAAGUUUCUGAUUUUUAACUUGCUUGACAUUUUUAUUCAUAUUUUAUUUGAUGUGCGUUUCUUAAAGCAGUCAUCUGUUUGACUGAGUGUGAAUGAUUGCUUUAUUUUACCAGUCUGUAUUUUUUUUUAUUAUUAUAUUAUCCAUGAUGAAUUCAUUAGGUCUUAAAUGUGAGACAAAUGUGUGUGUAUAUAAGUGAGACAACAAAUGAAUGCCUGUAAAAAGGUUUGUUAAUAAAAAUGAAUGGACUUGCUAAUUGUUUUUCCCACUUGACAGCAGUGGUUAUCAAAAAGUAGCCAUUAUUAAUCUGGGCUUAGGCCU
Salarias fasciatus (jewelled blenny) is the source of this 1541-nucleotide messenger RNA. Its product is annotated as proteinase-activated receptor 2-like. The transcript is spliced from 2 exons. The record is from RefSeq and is a predicted model, not a curated record. Bases 7 to 1134 code for a protein of 375 amino acids. Lineage: Eukaryota; Metazoa; Chordata; Actinopteri; Blenniiformes; Blenniidae. Gene Ontology annotation, biological process: blood coagulation; positive regulation of Rho protein signal transduction; phospholipase C-activating G protein-coupled receptor signaling pathway. Gene Ontology annotation, cellular component: plasma membrane. Gene Ontology annotation, molecular function: thrombin-activated receptor activity.